AAAAACCCCGCUGUGCACCUGUGGACUUCAUCCAAAUGGCAGAGAAGUGGCAGCAGCAGCAGCGUGCCGUCGAGUUGGACCUGUAUCAGUUUUACUGCUCGGUAUGUCUGGACCUGCUCAAAGAUCCCGUCAGCAUCCAGUGUGGACACACUUACUGCAGAAGCUGUAUCGAGGGAUGCUGGGACCAGGAAAAAGAGAAGGGAACGUACAGCUGUCCUCAGUGCAGGGAGACCUUCACCCCAAGGCCUGUCCUCGGGAGGAACAACAUAGUGGCUGAGGUUGUAGAGAAGCUGAAGAGGACAGUAACCCAACAGGCCCGUCCAUCUUCUCCUCUUGUUCCUGCAGGACCAACAGACAUUGCCUGUGAUUUCUGUUGUGGGACCAGAAGAAACAAAGCCACCAUGUCUUGCCUGACCUGCUUGGCAUCGUACUGUCCGGCUCAUCUUGAGCCUCACCACAGUUUUCCUGUGCUGAAGCUUCACCAGCUGGUGUCUGCUACAGUGCCAUUAAAGGAAAAAAUAUGUGCAAAGCACAACAAGCUGAUGGAGGUUUACUGUAAGACUGAUCGAAGGUGUAUCUGCUAUUUGUGCACCAUGGAUGAUCACUGGUGCCACUCAACACUGUCAGCUGCAGCAGAAAGAGCUGCUGAGCAGGGACAACUUUUUCUGAGUCACAGUGCAGUUAAGCGGAAAUCCCAGGAGAGACAAAAAGAGCUGAAUGAGCUGGUCCAAGCUGUGAAGGACUUCAAGGUUUGUUGUCAGACUGCAAUGAAGUCCAAAGACAAGCUCUUUAAUGAGCUGAUCUCCUCCAUACAAAAGCAACAUACUUUAAUAAAGCAGCUGAUUGAAGCUCGAGAGAAACUAGCAGUUGUUCGCGCAGAAGCUCUGCAGCUGCAGCUGGAGGAGGAAAUCGCCAGGCUGAAGAAAAGAGACGCCGACCUGGAACAGCUUUCUCAUACACAAGAUCACAUUCAUUUCAUUCAGCUCUUCAAGUCUCUCUCCAUCUCGUGUGAAUCUCCAGACUUGCCAACAGGUGCUGUUGUUCGUCCUCAGCAAUCAGUGGAAACCCUGACCGAAUGUCUGACUCAGCUGAGAGAUGACAUGAAGAAGCUUCUGGAGACCGCAUGGCCCAAGAUCUCUGCAACAGUUUUCGGUAUAAAUGUUGUGCUGCCACCUGUGCCAAAGACCAGGGAAGAGUUUUUGUGUUAUCACUGUCCUCUAACACUGGAUCCCAACUCGGUCAACAAAUACUUGGACCUUUCACAAGAUUUUCAACGAGUGACGAGUGGCUCCUAUGAGCAUUUUCAUUCAUCUCACUCGGACAGGUUUGGAGGUGUGAAGCAGGUGCUGUGCAGAGAGGGUUUAACAGGGCGGUGCUAUUGGGAGGUCAGUUGGAGUGGUGGCGUUUGGUCAGUGGCAGCGUCUUACAAAAACAUCAGCCGAACAUCAUUCGACUCAGAAUUUGGGAAGAAUGACAAGUCCUGGAGUUUGGAGUGCUCGGCAAAUGGGUAUACUUUCAGACAUAAUUCAGUAACCAAGGCGGUGUCAGGUCCUCGUACCUCUCAGAUUGGAGUGUAUCUGGAUUACAAGUCAGGUACUCUGUCGUUUUACAGCAUCUCUGACACCAUGACUCUGCUUCACAAAGUGCGCACAGUAUUCACUCAGCCUCUCUAUCCUGGCCUUGGGCUGAAGGAAUUAGUCUCUGGCUGUUAUUCAGAAAUGAAAAAGUUGUGAUGCCAACUUUACAAUGUCUUUCAAGACCUAAUAUAAACAGUGUAAAAACCUGUAAGUGCUGCUGUUAAGUGAGCUCAUUGAACUUGUUUGACACUUAUUUGCUAAAUGCUGAAUGACUCGCACUGUUUGGAUGUUGAGAGGCGUGACAGGUGCUCCACUGUCCUCACCAGGCAGGUGUAAAGUUGUGGUUCUAGAUUGAAACAUUAGAGAAAUAAAAUCGCUGCUCAGGAAAUGUAGCAGUUUGUUGCUUUAAGCAAUAUCAUUA
Molecule: messenger RNA, 1998 nt
Organism: Oreochromis aureus
Lineage: Eukaryota; Metazoa; Chordata; Actinopteri; Cichliformes; Cichlidae
Product: tripartite motif-containing protein 16-like
Exons: 7
Coding region: 36-1733 (565 amino acids)
Molecular function (GO): zinc ion binding; protein binding
Source: RefSeq, a predicted model, not a curated record